AUGGCUCUUAUGGAAGCUAAGGUCAAGAGCGUGCUCUCUGGCGACACGCUCGUUCUACACAACAUCAAGAAUCCUUCUCAAGAACGCACCCUGAGCUUGGCUUUCGUCAGUGCUCCUAGGAUACGCAGAGAGGGCGACGAGCCUGGUGCUUUCGAGUCCAGAGACUUUGUCCGCAAGCUCUGCGUCGGCAAGGUUGUCCGAUUCAGCGUUCUCUACAGCAUUCCCACGCCUUCACCUCGCGACUACGGUGUCAUCAUCCUACAAAGUGGCCAGCACUUGCUCGACCUCGUUGUACGUGAGGGUCUGGUCAAGCUGAGAGACGACGCCGGUAAAAAGGAGGACACACCACAGGGUACCGAGUUGCUCGAGAGAUUGCAGGCCCUCGAGAGCCACGCCAAGGUCGACGAGAAGGGCCUCUGGAACCCCGACCAACAACGCAUCGACAAUGUUCACGACCUUUCAGACCCGAGGGCCUUCGCCGAGGCUUACAAGGGCCAGCCCAUUGACGCCAUUGUUGAACGUGUCCUCAGUGCAGACCGUCUCAUCUGUCGUCUGUUGGUGCAGCCCACAAAGCACACCCAGACCAUUGUCUUGCUUGCCGGUGUCCGCGCCCCUGCCACCAGAAGAAUCAACCCAUCGGAUCAAUCAGAGCAACCUGCUGAGCCUUUCGGCACCGAAGCACACCAUUUCGUCGAGGAGAGACUUCUGCAGCGUGGUGUUCAGGUCCGUGUCCUUGGUGUUUCUCCCAAUAACCUUCUCGUUGGAGAAGUCAGACAUCCUAUGGGUAGCAUCGCUGAAUUUCUCCUCAAAGCUGGUCUCGCUCGCUGCACCGACCACCACUCGACAUGGCUUGGUUCGGAAAUGGCCAAGCUGAGACAGGCCGAACGCCAUGCCCGGGAUAACAAGCUGGGUCUGUUCGAGGGUCACGUCUCACAAAGAUCGGCCGGUACAGGUCAAAUCGAAGCCACCGUCAGCCGCGUCUUCUCUGCCGAUACCCUCUUCCUCCGUAACAAGGCUGGAGCUGAGAAGCGUGUUAACCUCAGCAGUGUUCGUCAACCCAAGCCCUCAGACCCCAAGCAAUCGCCUUUUGGUGCCGAGGCCAAGGAGUUCCUGCGCAAGCGUCUGAUCGGAAAGCACGUCAAGGUCACCAUCGACGGCAAGCGACCGGCCACUGAGGGCUUCGAUGAGCGCGAGAUGGCCACUGUCACUCUCAACGACGAGAACGUGGGUCUGAUGCUCGUUGAGCAGGGAUACGCCUCGGUCAUCAGACAUCGCAUGGACGACACCGAUCGCUCGCCUAUCUACGACGACCUUCUUGCCGCUGAGGAGGCUGCACAGAGCGCUGGCAAGGGCAUGUGGAACCCCAAGCCNCCCAAGAAGACUGAAUACGUCGACUACAGCGCUUCCGUUGAUCAGGCCAAGCGUCAACUCACUCUCUUGUCCCGCCAAAGAAAGGUUCCCGCUGUCGUUGACUUCGUCAAGAGUGGAAGUAGAUUCACCGUCUUGGUUCCUCGUGAGAACGCCAAGCUCACCUUUGUCCUGUCCGGUAUCAGUGCUCCUCGCUCGGCUCGCAACCCCAGCGAGAAGGGCGAGCCUUUCGGUCAAGAGGCACACGAAUUCGCAAACCGCAGAUGUCAGCAACGCGACGUCGAGAUCGACGUUGAGGGCACUGACAAGGUCGGAGGCUUCAUUGGUCAACUUUACAUCAACCGUGAGAGCUUCGCUAAGCUGCUCGUCGAGGAGGGUCUUGCUUCGGUCCACGCCUAUAGUGCAGAGAAGUCUGGCAACGCAAACGAGCUCUUCGCUGCCGAGCAAAGGGCAAAGGAGGCCAGACGCGGCAUGUGGCACGACUGGGACCCCUCGAAGGAGGUUGCUGAGGAGGGCGAGGAGUACGACGCUUCUGCUGGUGCUGCCGGCCUCAACAAUGGCGAUGCUCCUGCCGAGCGUCGCAAGGACUACCGCGAUGUCGUCCAGCNUUUGACCGACCUCAUGAACUCGUUCCGCUCCUUCCACAUCUCCUCCUCUGCCAACAAGCCCCUCGACCAAGCCCCCAAGGCCGGCGACUUUGUGUCUGCCAGAUUCAGCGAAGACAACGAAUGGUACCGCGCCCGCAUCCGCCGCAACGACCGCGAAAACAAGACCUCCGAGGUCGUCUACAUCGACUACGGCAACAGCGAAACGAUCCCGUGGUCGCGCCUGCGCACUCUCGACCCCACCCGCUUUGGCGUGCAAAAGCUGCGUGCCCAAGCCCUCGACGCCGUCUUCUCCUUCCUCCAGUUCCCCACCGCCCCUGAAUACCUCCGCGAAGCCGUCAACAUCAUCAGCGACUCGACUGCUGACCGCCAAUUGGUUGCUAAUGUGGAUUACAUUGACCCUCGCGAGGGCACGCUGCACGUCACGCUAUUCGAUCCUAAGCAGAGCGACAGCUUGAACGAGAGCGUCAAUGCCGAUAUCAUUUCUGAAGGUCUUGCCAUGGUGCCCAAGAAGCUCAAGGCUUGGGAGAGGGCUGCCGGAGAUGUGAUUGCUGAUCUCCAGGCUCGUGAGAACGAGGCCAAGGGUGAUAGACGUGGUCAGUGGGAGUAUGGUGAUUUGACUGAGGAUUAG
Aureobasidium vineae is the source of this 2604-nucleotide messenger RNA. The record is from the annotation of a GenBank genome assembly. Lineage: Eukaryota; Fungi; Ascomycota; Dothideomycetes; Dothideales; Saccotheciaceae.